Messenger RNA from Cottoperca gobio, 2794 nucleotides. It is a transcript of the gene znf362a, whose product is annotated as zinc finger protein 362a. Lineage: Eukaryota; Metazoa; Chordata; Actinopteri; Perciformes; Bovichtidae. Gene Ontology annotation, molecular function: DNA-binding transcription factor activity, RNA polymerase II-specific. The record is from RefSeq and is a predicted model, not a curated record. The coding region runs from base 135 to 1499 and encodes 454 amino acids. Gene Ontology annotation, cellular component: nucleus. Gene Ontology annotation, biological process: regulation of transcription by RNA polymerase II. The transcript is spliced from 9 exons.
GCUCAGUGUUGUUAGACGCCUGCAGCACCCAGAAGUGAACAGCAGGCGACCCGGAAGGUUUGAAGUCCGACUGAGAGCAAGCAGAAAGAAGAGUCUAAUCCUUUAUAAAAUAUUUCUUCCCUCGCUGGUUCAGGAUGGCUGAACCUCGCUUUAACAAUCCCUAUUUUUGGGCUCCACCUCCCACUAUGCCCGGCCAGCUGGAUAACCUAGUCUUGAUCAAUAAAAUCAAGGAGCAGCUGAUGGCAGAGAAGAUCAGACCGCAAAAUCUGCCCGCUGCCUCAGCCCUUUCCCAACAGCCAUUACUGGCUCUCCCCAACCAGGCGGAUGGCGGCCAGCACAGUAUGUCAAAAGCUCAGCAGAUGCCGAUUCUCCACGGCCACAGCCCGUCCCAGCCCGAUAUCGCCCUGCACGCACGCCCCGCCUCCAGCUCAGUGACAGGUCGUAUUCUGGGGGAUGUAAACUUGAACCUGGACGAUAAGGCAGCUAUAAAAGCCAGGGGAUUAUGGGAAGACUGGCACCUCCGUCAACUUAUCGACCAUCCGUCCAGGACGAACCACGUCUCAGGCAUGUCCUUGUCUUCACUUCUGCACCCUUCAGGUGUGGCGCUGGCAUCUAGAACAGGCAACCUCAACACCUCAGAGAUCGUCACACCCACAACACCCACCUCGAGCAGCCACAGCCGGCUAGGCACACCUCACCUCAUCUCAGGCUUAGCCUGUGCCCAUGGAAUGGAUCCUGGGAAAAACAACGGGGGUCUCGUGGGACUCCUCGGUCCUCCUCCAAAGGAGGAACGAGGGCGUAAGAGGAUUAAAGCAGAGAAUGGGUCGUCUCUUUUGGUGGUGCCCUACCCAAUCCUCGCCUCAGGCAACGACCAGUCCUGUGUCACCAUCACUGCCAAACAGGGAAAAACCUACAGGUGUAAAAUUUGUCCGCUGACCUUCUUCUCCAAGUCAGACAUGCAGAUCCACUCUAAAACGCACACAGAGGCGAAGGCUCACAAGUGUCCUCACUGCACUAAGUCCUUUGCGAACGCAUCGUACCUGGCCCAGCACCUGCGCAUACACCUGGGCAUCAAACCUUACCGCUGCUCCUACUGCGAGAAAUGUUUCCGCCAGCUCUCCCAUCUGCAGCAGCACACCAGAAUCCACACAGGUGAUCGGCCGUACAAAUGCGCCCAUCCAGGAUGUGAAAAAGCUUUUACUCAGCUAUCUAAUCUGCAGUCCCACCAGAGGCAGCACAACAAAGACAAGCCCUUCAAAUGUUCCAAUUGUUACCGUGCCUAUUCAGACUCUGCCUCGCUUCAGAUCCACCUGUCUGCACACGCGAUAAAGAACGCUAAGGCCUACUGCUGCAGCAUGUGUGGCAGGGCGUACACGUCGGAGACGUAUCUUAUAAAACACAUGUCGAAACACACAAUGGUGGAACAUGUGGUGUCCCAUCAUUCCCCCCAGCACAGGACAGAUUCUCCCACCAUCCCUAUACGGAUCUCCCUCAUCUGAGCUCCUCACCCGUCUCCUACCCUCCCAUCAGAGACGUUUUCUGUGAUAUCUGAACGCCUCUGAUGGACUUUGAACCCAUGAACGGGUUCCAAAAAUGUGCCAGAUUGUACAAGUAUCUUGUGAAGAGGUGCUCUUUUAAUGAGUAUUUCCUCCUUUCCUUUCUUGCUGACCAGAUAGUAUUAUCGGGGACAUCCAAAGAUGACUUCUCAGCACUUUCAGGCCUGGGAAUGAAAGGCCUAAAAAAUAUCUUUUCUAUGUGACCUCACAGAAAAAGGAAAAAAAAGUAUUGCUCUGGGCAGCUACAGUACAUGGAAUAUCGUUUUAAACCUUUUGUGUUUUAACAAGAUUACAUUGUCUUUUUGUCUUUUUUUAUAUGGUCCAUUACUUUCUUUACUCAAGUCUUUGCAACACAAAAACACUUCCUUUAGCUGAGUGGCCAAGUGAACAUAAAGGUGAAUGCUUAAAUAAUGUGUAUUCAUGUAUAUUGUGCCACUUUUUAUGUCAGUGUUUGCAAUGUUUCACCAACACAUGGCCAUAACGCACACAUAAUAACAUGUUAUGUUGUAACAAUGUUGCUAGAAACACCCUGACCAGGAUGUGUGACUCAUAGUUAGAUCGAUGGAUAUAUAUUAUUUUACAUAUAUUUUGUAAUGUUAGAAAAAAUAUGCUCAAGGCAAAAUAAAUCUGGUCCAUUUUUUAAAAUCCUGUAGGUCUCAUAAGAUCUGUUUAAAAAGUGUUCAAUAUGAAUGGGGAAAGAAAUACAUACAAACCACACAAAAGUGAAUUGAAACUUUAGUGAUGCAAUGACUGUGAGAGCUUCUGCUUUCUGUAGGUACUAAAAGAAAAUAGAAAAUUAGUUUUUUCAACGGUCAAAACCGCCUCAAAAUAUGAUCAUUUAUAUGCAUUUAUCUUGCCAAACUUUAUUGUGUUAAAUUGAAUCAUGCACUCAGUGCUUUUUUGUCCACUUUGGGAUUGCGAAUGAAUACAUGUCGUGGUAAGACAAAAUGUUACACCACUACUCUGCUGUCUGGCAGACGGAUGUAUUACUUUCUUUGGAAAACAUUAUUAAUGAGGUCCCUCUCUUUGGUUUUCUGCUAUAAUGUGUAACUGAAGCAUCACACUUCUUUGAAUACUCAUUUUGCCAUUGUUUUAUGAAUGAAAACAUUGCCAUUUUAUACGCAUUUAAGCCUUAACUUUGUUACAACUCUAGGGUCCACGCUGUUGUUUUAUCACUUUUAAUUUGCCUUUUAUUUCAUAGCAUGAUAUAUACUGUAAAUAAACUAUAUUAACUGUCA